Drosophila takahashii is the source of this 5900-nucleotide messenger RNA. It is a transcript of the gene Syp, whose product is annotated as synaptotagmin binding cytoplasmic RNA interacting protein. Gene Ontology annotation, cellular component: nucleus; ribonucleoprotein complex. Gene Ontology annotation, molecular function: mRNA binding. The record is from RefSeq and is a predicted model, not a curated record. Lineage: Eukaryota; Metazoa; Arthropoda; Insecta; Diptera; Drosophilidae.
AUCUGUGUGAGAGUGACGCUCCGUGGGCUCUCCUUUCGCGGUGGUGUGCGUGCACUUUUGUCGCUGCAGCUUUUUCGUGGUUGCGACUGCGACUGCGACUCGACUCCCUGCGAGUUGUAGUUGUUUGGUUUGUGGCUUUUGUUGUGCGACGCAAGUGACGACGUGAAGACCAGAAUUGCGAGCGGAGCGGCUACAGCCUCAGCUUCUGCUACUGCUAAUACCGCUGCUGUUUCCCGAUUCCGAUUCUCAAUUGCGAUUCUCAGUUGCGAUUCUCAGACGUUGGCGAACCGAGAACCGGUGACGUAGACGUUGCCGUCCGCCAUUAUAUUACAACGCGGCUGCCACACGCAAAAUUGGACAUACCCAAAAAUAACCAUCGCCAACUGCAGUUGUUCGGAAAAGUGUGCUUGCCAAAUCCAAAAAAAAAUCUAAGAAAAAUAACACCAGACCAUAAAUUCCCAUAGUUAUAUUUAUUAAAAAGAAAUAUGCUGGCAGAGAGCGCGCGCGGCAUGCGAAUCGAAACGGAAACGUAACAACGGAACGGCGGGCGGCCAAUUGUGAUCUCAUAUACGAUACGAUCUUAAAUAAAAUACAAAUAUUCUAUGUAGAAAAUGCCAGGAAUCUAGCAACAAAUUGUGCAACGCCGUGAGGAAUACAAAAUACAUAAAUAUCAAUAGUUCAAAUUGAACGCAACGAAGCAGUAAUAUUGUGAAUUUCUUAGUGCAAGCCAAAUACAACAAAAAAAAAGAAAAAAAAACAAAAAAAGAAAUGGCGGAGGGUAAUGGCGAACUGUUAGAUGAUAUUAAUCAGAAAGCCGAUGACCGUGGCGAUGGCGAACGUACAGAGGACUAUCCCAAGCUGCUGGAAUACGGUCUGGACAAGAAAGUCGCCAGCAAACUGGAUGAAAUCUACAAGACCGGCAAGUUGGCUCAUGCCGAGCUGGACGAGCGCGCCUUGGAUGCGCUCAAGGAGUUUCCCGUCGAUGGUGCCUUGAAUGUGCUGGGUCAGUUCCUCGAAUCGAACCUGGAGCAUGUGUCAAACAAGUCCGCCUACCUGUGCGGCGUGAUGAAGACGUACCGCCAGAAGAGCAGGGCCAGCCAACAGGGCGUGACCGCGCCCGCAGCUGCCAUUCAGGUCAAAGGUCCCGACGAGGACAAGAUCAAGAAAAUCCUCGAGCGCACCGGCUACACAUUAGAUGUGACGACAGGUCAGCGCAAAUACGGCGGUCCGCCACCGGAUUGGGAGGGAAAUGUGCCGGGCAAUGGCUGCGAGGUCUUCUGCGGCAAGAUACCCAAGGACAUGUACGAGGACGAACUGAUUCCGCUCUUCGAGGACUGCGGCACAAUCUGGGACCUACGCCUCAUGAUGGACCCGAUGACGGGCACAAAUCGUGGUUAUGCAUUUGUCACAUUCACAAAUCGCGAAGCGGCCGUCAAUGCAGUGCGACAGCUCGAUAAUCACGAAAUAAAACCCGGCAAGUGUCUGAAAAUAAAUAUAAGCGUACCGAAUCUGCGCCUUUUCGUAGGCAAUAUUCCCAAGUCAAAGGGCAAAGAUGAAAUUUUAGAGGAAUUUGGUAAACUUACAGCUGGCCUUUACGAGGUAAUCAUAUACAGUUCGCCAGAUGAUAAGAAAAAGAACCGCGGCUUCUGCUUUCUCGAAUACGAGUCACACAAGGCGGCAUCUUUGGCCAAACGAAGACUUGGCACUGGAAGAAUCAAGGUUUGGGGAUGUGAUAUAAUAGUCGACUGGGCCGAUCCACAGGAGGAACCGGAUGAGCAGACUAUGUCCAAGGUUAAAGUUCUUUAUGUGCGAAAUCUAACCCAGGACGUCUCAGAGGAUAAACUAAAGGAGCAAUUUGAGCAAUAUGGAAAGGUGGAACGCGUUAAGAAAAUUAAAGACUAUGCCUUUAUACACUUUGAGGAUCGUGAUAGCGCCGUCGAAGCUAUGCGUGGCCUUAAUGGCAAGGAGAUCGGCGCCUCAAAUAUUGAGGUCUCUCUAGCCAAACCUCCUUCAGACAAAAAGAAAAAGGAGGAAAUUCUGCGGGCUCGUGAGCGCCGUAUGAUGCAAAUGAUGCAAGCGCGUCCCGGGAUCGUGGGAUUUGAAACCUUGUCUCCAUACAGAAAUCUGUCGCCGACACAUCCCAGCAUGAUGUCCUUGACGCCCAUGCGCCUCCAAGGGGCGCGCAUGCCGCUGCGUACGCCGAUACCUCGCGAAUACGACUACGAUUACGACUAUUUCGGUUUCUCGGACUAUCGCCAAGGGGCCUAUGCCAACGAGUCGUUCUACGAGGAGCUGUACCGCUCGUACGAUCAGGAUUACAACUACUAUGAGUACCCGGGUGGCGCCACCACCACCGGGAGCAGUGGGGGCGGAGCGAGUGUGGCCGGCAGUUCGGUGGUUCCGCUCUCGGCCGGCGGCUCGCAGAACUCUCCGCUGGCCAGUGGUCAGCGAUCGGCCAGAGGAUCGACCAGUGGUCCCAGUGGUUCGACGGGCGUUAUGGGAGUUGGUCGUGGGCAUGGAAUCACAGUGCCGCGUGGCAGAGUCGUUGGCCAACGUGGCAGCAUCAGUCGUCUGGGGGCCCAAACAGCGCCACAGGCGGCGGCAGCGGCAGCGGCGGCGGGACAGGCGGCGGCGGCGGUAGCUCAGCGGGGGGCCACCGGUCAGGGGGCGCCGGCAGCAACCGGGGGGGUCCGUGGGGUGGUGCCAACGCGUCCCAGCGUUCGUGGCACCCAGCACGUCAAGCCGCUACAAAAUUUACCAGUAGUCGGUAAACGUAAGUUCGAUGGAGGUCACCAAAAUCCGGCAGAUGUUAAGCGACGUUACCCGAGCGGUUUAAUAGGAAAUGGCGGCAGUUGGGGCAGUUUACCGCUACCACAGCAACCUUUAGGCACCAAUGGUGAACAGUGGUACAUGGAUACGUUUUCGGCAUGGAGUUAAAACCACACAGCAACCCAAUUGAAAUCAAUUAAAAGCAUCAUUAACGACAACAGCAGCCACACCAGGAAGUUACAGCCACAAAUAAUAAUAUUCUCCAAGCGACAUCCUGGAAAAGAAUCCUUCGCGUCAUAGUAAAAAAAAAACCCAAAAAAUAAUAGCAACCAAUCUUAAAAGCAAUAAAUUUAAUUUCAACAAACUAUAUAAGGUAUAAGAAAUACAAUUAGCCACAAUUCAAAAGCAUUGUUUAGCGACUCGUUUCGAUCUUAGUUUUUUUGCUAUGAACGCCGUAGAUUGCGUCCCUCUAAAUAACUAUAAUAACAAGUCAAGAAAUCAAGAAAUCAGCAAUAGCAGCAACAAAUAUGUCGAGUAGAGUAUAUGUAUUGUAUGUAAUCACUUAAAUAGCCUUUGCAGCGAGAGCAUUUUAAACGAAAACCUUUCAUUUAGCGAAACAAGUUUAGCAGAUUUGCCCAAAACAAUUUUUAAAAGCAUCAGCCUCACAACUUAGAUAAACCAAAGUCAAGUCGUUUUAAAAGUUCACAACAAAAAGUAUAAGGAAAUUUGUCUCAUAGCGUUUUUAACUCGAAAUUGAAAUUGAAACAAUAAUUGAGCAUAUAUAGCAAAACCUAUAAGAAAAUUACAAACAAAAUAUAUUAAAUAUAUUUAUCUAUAACUAUAUAGAGAGAGCAGUCUAAGCCCAAACAGAUUGAUUUUAAAUCUUAAGCAGCAUGUAGCACCCCUUUUAUACAUUGAAAAAGCGUAAACAACCAAAUUCAAAACCAAUUCGACUCGAAACCUUUUACAAUAUUUACAUGGGCAUUACAAAAAUAGCAAGUGAAAAGCCAAUUUUAGACAAGCGAUUUCUUCUUUUGUAUAUAGCCAAUGGAAAGCUGGCAAGCGCUGAAGCCGAAGACAUAUGGAAAUCCCAGACAUAUAUACACGAGAUCAAGCUCAGAUGAAUUGAAAAGCUGUUUAAUAUUCUAAGAACACCAAGAAACACAAUUCAAGUUGAAAAGCAAAGCUUAGUGAGGAAACAUUGACUGACAAAAAUAAAGAAAAAAGAAAAAACAAAUUAUUAAUUAGAUUGAAUGAGUUGAUAUGAGAACGAUAAGCAAAUACAAAAAUUAAAACGCAGCCGGCAUUGUUAUAUAAUGCGACUGGCGACUGCAACCGGCAAGACUUUCUGCAUAAAUUCGAAAACAAACUAUUUUUUAACAACGUAAGUUUUAGGCAACUUCAAAUCAAUUAUCUGUCAGAAGUAAAAAAAGAAAAAAAUAUGUAGAGCUAAGUAAUUGCACACAUACAAAACUACACUUAAAACUCACUGAUAAUACUGAUAAGCAGAUUUAAAUCGCAAAUCAACAAGAAAUUUGACUAGUGUCUGCAAAUCGAAGCAACGAAUUAGGAAGAGAACACACUGACGCGGAGACAACACAUCACAAACAGUAAAAGUAAUGAGCCUAAUAAUAAAAUUGAUUAUGAAUUUUAAUAACAAUAACGCAUACUUAAUAUUAACACUUGUAACGAGUACGAUUGAACGAUCGAAUCGUGCUUAAUGUUGGAUAAAGCAAAGAUAACUAAAACUAUAAAAUCAAUUAGCCAACGCUCAAGUGCAAAUUAGCAGAAGAACUAAAAUUCUAUUUAAAAUCCACUUAUCUAAUAUCGAAUUCAGAUUAAACUCUUUUUCCCCACUUUCCUUUACUCAUCAUCUAUAACUGCUACGCACACAGAUAAUACGGAAGAGAACACAGCCCUAAGCUAAAGUAAUGAAUAUAUCAAGCUGACUUGCAAAAAACUUAACUAACUCCAUGCCUAAAAAAAUAAAACGCCACACACGUGUCAAAAUACGUUUAUGUAGGGAAAAUUAUUGAAACAAAAACUUGCCCGUUUUUUUUCUACUUUGCAAAAUUUUAACGAAAAAUUGUUUGGUUGAACAAAAAUUCUGUCGUUUACGUUUCCGCUAUUGCUAGAUCUCAAGUAAAGCAAAAAGUUAAUUAAUAUAUAUAAAUGUAUAAAACAAAAAUAUAUAAAUUAGUUUUAAACUAACGAAAGAAUACUUCCAAUUUUGAACUCAAGUAUAAAGCAAAAUACAAACUGUUGGCAGUUGAUAAAGGACGCGUGUGUUUUAAAACGUAUCUAUGAACAUUGUUCAGCAUAAGCCUAAAAACAAUAACUUUUUUUAAAUUUAAAAAUACACAUACACAGACACACACACCAAGCAGUUGCCUAAAGUAAAAAAUAAAAGAAAAACGAAGUAAUGAAUUAAAAAAAACAUGAAUUAAAACUUGCGCAAAAUUUGCAAACCAGCAAAGAACUUUAAAUACAUAAUAUUAGCCACAAACAAUAAGAGAAUAUAUACAACAAAUUCUAAAUGACCAUAGUUAAGCUUAAAUUUAGUAACACUCACAUACAUACACUCACACACACAUAUACACAUAAUUAUUAAAGUAAAGUAAACUGUCGUUGUAGGGGAUGAGAAGUGUGCGCCAUUUUCUAACUACAAUAACAAGAGAAAAAAAAUUACUAAAAUAUUUACCCAUUUUUUAUUUUUGAUAAGUUUCCCUAUGAAUUUCCUUAAAUAUUUGACCUUUUUAUUGAGAGAGCAUUUCACGCAAUUGCAAUUGAUUGUUGCCUUCGAAAAAGAAAGGAGAUAAUAAUUUUAACACUUUUAUAAUUUUUUUUCUUUAAACACACACAAACACAACAAAUAAAUUAAUUUGAUAAGGAAGUGAAUUAUGAAAAUUCUAUAACGCCGCGUCUUUUUGCAUGCAAAAUUUUCGAUUUUUCGCCCUAGAAAUUUCCACAUUUGGUGACUUAAAACCUUUGAACCCAAUUCAAAUUGCAAAUAUAUAAAUAUAAUUAAUUUUAACGAUUUGUUUAAUUCGAUAACUGUACUGAUUUUAUAUUGUUUUAAAUUUGUAAUUUAAUUUGUAAGUUUUUAUUGUUAAUGUGUUUUUUCUAUUGUA